GAAUACAGUAGGUUCUGGCGAUUGAUUCGAAAGCAUUCAACCCAUAUACGUUCAUUUUUUUUUUCGACACGAAAAUACACAAAAAGUCAUCGAUUUGAAGCCAUAAUGAGCACCAAACUGGACUACGAUGUGACCGAUCCCACCGUCCAAUUGCUCCGGGCAUCGGCGUUCAUGCAGAACGGGCCAGUGAAGCAGGUUCGCAGCCUGGAGGAUCUGGACCGCUGGGUUCGCUCGCAGGCCUAUUACGAUAUCAUUGCCUACAUUAGCAACACCAGCAAGGCCAUCCAGGGCCAUCGUUUGACGCAGGCCUUUCCGGUGACGGAGCAGAUGCGUCGAUUGGGCGAGAUAUUCGAUGGGCUGGAGCAGCUGAUCGUGGAGCAUACACCGAAGAUGGAGGACUCGAAUCUGGCGUUACCGUUCGGCCAGGUCAGAAGCAAGGCCUAUCGCACUUGGAUGCGCCAGAUGUACCAGCAUGUGUUCAGCAAACUGGACGAGGCCAUCAAUGUGAACUGCAAGCACAUCAACGAACUGGGACAGUACCUUCGCCGAUCGUUUGGGAAUGCGAACACCCUGGACUUUGGGCCCGCCAACGAGUUGAUGUUCCUCUUCUUUCUCUGCGGCCUAUUUCGCGCCGGUAUCCUGCUGGCCAAGGAUACGGUGGCCGCUGCACUGAUGCUCUUCAAUCGCUAUGUGAAUGUGGUAAGGCGCCUGAUCAGCACCUAUGGACUGACCAUUGCCAAGGAUCCGGCGUGCACCAUCGAAGACUACUACUUUCUGCCGUAUCUGUGGGGUGCGGCCCAGUUAUCGCUGAAUUCUCCCUUCUCGCCGAUGCAGUGUGAGCAGGGGAAGAUAAUGGACAGUUAUAGGCAGGACUACAUGAUGCUGGAAAUCAUUGACCACCUGCAGAAGACCCGCAGCGGUCCAUUGAGCCGCGUGGCCCUGCAGCUGUGGAGCAUCCUAUCGAUACCCACGUGGCCGCAGGUCUACAGGGGAUUGAACCGCAACUACGUUGACCAUGUGCUCUCCUCGUUCGGAACCGUGGAGCAAGCCAUCUUCUGCGAACUGAUGUCCUUCGAGGCGGUUGUACCGAUCAUUCCUCUGCAACGGGCAUACUUGGGCACCCACUCAAUGGUGGAUGAGCAGGAGAACGAGGAUGAGCUCGAGCAGAAACGUGGGGAAAAUCGAUGGGAGCUAUCGCCACCGGUCAGCAGAUAUGUCAGCAUGGAGCCGGAAUCCUUUCUCGGCUUCCAGGGAUCCAAGAUUCAAAACAAAUCUGAGGAUAGCGAGGAGGAGCGGCUCUGGAUGAUGCGACAGUUGGUCGAUGAGAACGAUCCAAACUCCGAGAUGUUUUUCCCGGAUCGCGAAGUUAAAGGACGUGAUUCACUCACUUCGUUCGCCAACUAAGGUCACUAAAAUGUCAAUCCAAUUAAUAUAUGUGAAUUUCCGAGGAAGCUAACUGCAUGGAAAUUGGUCUGCACUUUUGAAUUUUAUAUUUACGUUAGCCCAACUAGCUGAUUUAUUAAUUUGUGUUUCGAAUUUCCUGCAAAAGUGCUUUAUUUAUGUUUAAAAAUUCACCUUAUUGGAAUAGGAAAAGGGACGCAAAGCUUUUGUCUGCACGCAGGCGCAAAUCGGUUUUGUGUUCAAACUAACUUGGAACUAUGGAUUUUAAAAUAAUAAUAUCGUUUUCACACGGACUCUUGAUAUCGAUAUUUCAGAAAUCUUGUUGCUCUCUCCUCUGCAACGAGUCGCGGUCAAAUUGUGCCAAGCUUUCGCAAUAGAACCAUUUAUAUUAUUUUAAAAAUAGCCUUUUCCGCGAAUUCAAAUCGCUAGGGAUUUUUGAAG
Messenger RNA from Drosophila mauritiana, 1842 nucleotides. RefSeq names its product serine/threonine-protein phosphatase 2A activator. Gene Ontology annotation, biological process: mitotic spindle organization. The transcript has a single exon. The record is from RefSeq and is a predicted model, not a curated record. Gene Ontology annotation, cellular component: protein phosphatase type 2A complex; cytoplasm; nucleus. Bases 106 to 1404 code for a protein of 432 amino acids. Lineage: Eukaryota; Metazoa; Arthropoda; Insecta; Diptera; Drosophilidae. Gene Ontology annotation, molecular function: protein tyrosine phosphatase activator activity; peptidyl-prolyl cis-trans isomerase activity.